Drosophila bipectinata is the source of this 899-nucleotide messenger RNA. RefSeq lists its product as uncharacterized. The record is from RefSeq and is a predicted model, not a curated record. NCBI's taxonomy places the organism in Eukaryota, Metazoa, Arthropoda, Insecta, Diptera, Drosophilidae.
UGGAAGCAAACAUCAUCAUGCACCGCCCGACUAUACUAUAUAGCGAGCGAGCGGGUCGGUUGCAAAACCUUAUAUAAAUACGUUAUUAGCAUAAAUCGUUCUCGACAGUCUGAAAUGGAACCGCGAACAGGACGGAUCGUUAGCUGGCACCUGGCUGGAUUGAUUCUGCUGAUGAUGAUGGAGGCAGCUUGUGGCAGAGCCCAGUAUGCAUCACCUAAUGGCAAUGAUUAUGCAACGUAUCAGCCCGGAGAAGUGCAGUCUAUAUGGUCUAGUGCCCCGAUUAUAGUCAAUGACAAUGGGGACUUUGGGGCCCAGGAACACCAGGCACGGCAGCCCUUUUCCGGCUUCAAUGAGUACUAUGAUGGAGAAACCUUCAGACGCCCCUAUCCCAACUGGAGGCGAGAGGAACGGGCAGAAUGGCCUACUACCCGGGCCCCCAAUCACAAUUACUACAAUGUGCCAGGGUACUUCUACUACCAACAACCACAGCAGCGGCAACCAUAUCUCCCGGCCAGUUCUGAGCUGGAUUCCAGCGACUCCCGUCGCGAGGAGGAGCAAGUGGUCCAAAUCGGCGGCAGUCGCUCACUGGCCACAAACAACUACCAGAAUGUCUACCCCAACAGCGGUGGUGGUAACUACUUUGAGCCCGCCCAGCCCUGGAGGCCGAGAGGGCGGAGUCGGGAUUAUGAGGCCAAAUAUGCUCAGCAUUUUGCCAACUAUUUGCGUAAGUAUCCGCAGCGACUUCAGCCAGUUUACCAAACAGGAGAGGAUUUCGUUGAGAAGUGAUGGACAUAGCUAUGAACUAAGCUGAAGGAUUAAACUUUUGGCUAAAAUAGUGCCAAGAAAAUAGUAUUUUAUAAGAUUUUUUGUAGUAUUUGUAGUAUUCUAUCUUUAAACAU